Messenger RNA from Rosa chinensis, 1418 nucleotides. RefSeq names its product probable xyloglucan galactosyltransferase GT14. Gene Ontology annotation, molecular function: glycosyltransferase activity. Bases 1 to 891 code for a protein of 296 amino acids. The transcript is spliced from 2 exons. The record is from RefSeq and is a predicted model, not a curated record. Lineage: Eukaryota; Viridiplantae; Streptophyta; Magnoliopsida; Rosales; Rosaceae.
AUGGCGAACGAGAAGCCGCUGAGGAAAAUUGCAGAGGCAUUCAAGGAGCUGGAGGCAGCCGUGAAAUCAGAGACCGGCGAAGUGGAGGUUGUGCCGAUCUCGCAAGCGUGUUCUCUCGUCUCACCGCUGUUUCAAGACGGGCACGGAGCUGGAGGCGACGAUGGGCAUGGCACGGACGCCGGCGACCUGAGGCUAGAGGAAUCGAACGUAGCGGCGCGCUGCCACGAGCAUGGUGAUGGUGUCCAUCUUCUUCUCCCACGCCUAGAUUCUUGUACUGGUCGGUAUGUUUAUAUACAUGAUGAUCUUCCUUCCAAGUUCAACUCUGAUUUGCUCAAGAACUGUAGGCUUCUUACUAGAGGGACUGACAAGCCCAAUUUGUGUCCUUACUUUGAGAAUUGGGGUUUUGGUCCUGAAAUUGAAAACACUGAAGGGGUUUUAGCCAACAAGAGUUGGUUCUCCACAAACCAGUUCACUUUAGAAGUCAUAUUCCACAACAAGAUGAAGCAGUAUAAGUGUUUGACAAAAAACUCAUCUCUGGCUUUAGCCAUUUAUGUGCCAUUCUAUGCUGGCCUUGAUGUCAGUCUCCAUUUGUGGGAUUCCAAUCUCACAGUGAGAGACGCUUCGGCUAGAGAUCUCAAUGGUUGGCUUUCGAAGAGGCCCGAAUGGAAGGCGAUGUGGGGGAGAAACCAUUUCUUGGUUGUAGGGAGGAUUUCAUGGGAUUUCAGGACGCAAACGGAUGAGGUUUCGGAUUGGGGGAGUAAACUCAGGUUCUUGCCGGAAUCGAUGAACAUGAGUAUGUUGUCAGUUGAAGGAAGCUCAUGGGGAAAUGACUAUGCUAUUCCAUACCCAACAAACUUUCAUCCUGCAAAGGAUAGCGAUGUGGUUCAAUAGCAGAACAGAAUGCGAAAACUAGAGAGGCCUUACUUGUUCACUUUUGUUGAUGCUCCAAGGCCUGACCAGCAAAACUCGAUUCGGGGGGAAGAUUAUUGAUCAGUGCCUAGCUUCAAGUGUUUGCAAGUUGAUAGAUUGCAGUUCUGGUGGGAUUAAGUGUGACAACCCGGCUAGUGUUAUGAGGGUGUUUCAGAGCUCAGUUUAUUGCUUGCAGCUUACAGGGGAUUCAUACACUAGGAAAUCAGCUUUUGACUAGAUUCUGGCGGGUUGUAUUCCUGUUUUCUUUCAUCCGGGUACUGCUUAUUUGCAAUAUUUAUGGCACUUACCUAAGAAUCAUACCAAGUAUUCGGUGUUUAUUCCGGUGAGGUAUGUAGAAGAUUUGAAAGAAGGCCUCAUUGAGAGAACCUUGGUUGGAAUUUCAAAGGAGGAAGAAUUGGAAAUGAGAGAAGAGGUUAUAAGGCUAAUACCAAAGCUGGUGUAUGCAGAUCCCAUGUCAAGAUUAGAGACCGAAGAUGCAUUUGAUUUAU